Molecule: messenger RNA, 1071 nt
Organism: Cornus florida
Lineage: Eukaryota; Viridiplantae; Streptophyta; Magnoliopsida; Cornales; Cornaceae
Product: acyl-CoA--sterol O-acyltransferase 1-like
Exons: 1
Coding region: 1-1071 (356 amino acids)
Biological process (GO): lipid metabolic process
Source: RefSeq, a predicted model, not a curated record
AUGGAGGGUGAGAUCAACAACCUCAUCAUGGUAUGGGCUUUGGUGUAUGUGUCUGUAUGUUACUGCUAUGGUGUAGCUAGGAUCAUCCCAAAAGGUAGAACCAGACUCAUCACAUUCCUCCCAGUGGUGUCUCUCUUUCUAUUCCUCCCUCUUAACUAUCUACAUUCCAUCCAUCUUGGAGGUGGAACCUGUGUCUUCAUAUCUUGGCUAGGCAACUUCAAGCUCCUAAUGUUUGCUUUCGAUGUGGGCCCACUAGCCGACCAAUCACUCCCUCUGCCCCACUUUGUAGCUCUUGCUUGUCUCCCCAUUAAAUACCAAAAAAACCCACCCCCACAACCUCCUUCAAAUUUAAAAGUGGGCCCUAAUAAAGACAUCCCAUAUCCUGAAAUCUCCAGAAGUGGCAUCGAUUCGCCUUUAGUUUAUGCAUUUAAGGGUCUGGCCUUAGCCUUAUGGGUCCGUGGGUAUGAUUACAGCAACUAUUUGUAUCCGAAGGUGGUUAGGUUUCAAAUUAUUAUACACUUGUGUGGUACCGUGGAGUUCUUAUUCGCCAUUUUUGCAACCCUAGCUCAAGUGCUGCUACGGACCAAGGUCGAGCCACAAUUUAACGACCCACACCUCUCGACGUCGCUACAUAAUUUUUGGGGUAGCCGGUGGAACCUCAUGGUUUCGGAUACCCUACGUUCCAGCAUAUACAGGCCGAUAAGGAACCACUUUCGGCCCAUUUUGGGACAUGAAUGGUCCUUAUUUCUAGCCCUAAUGGGGAGCUUUCUCGUGUCGGGCCUGAUGCACGACCUUGUAUUGUACCAAACUGGCCGCAUGAGGCCCAAGUGGCGCUGCACGUUGUUUUUUGUAAUCCAUGGGCUGUGUUUGAUAGUUGAGAUUGUUACGAAGAACAAGUUAAGUGGUAAAUUUCGGUUGCCGUCAGUAAUUUCAGGAUUGGUAACCCUUGCGUUUGUGGCGGUUACUUUUUCACGGCUGAUUCUGACCGAAUUACUACAAAUUCGUGUUGUUCAAAGGUUGUUUGAAGAGUAUGCGGCCGUGGGCACUUUUAUGAGAGAGAUUAUUCAUUGA